Messenger RNA from Eruca vesicaria subsp. sativa (arugula), 1512 nucleotides. NCBI's taxonomy places the organism in Eukaryota, Viridiplantae, Streptophyta, Magnoliopsida, Brassicales, Brassicaceae. The record is from the annotation of a GenBank genome assembly.
AUGGCGGGGAUUCUCCGAAACGCGUCUUCACUGAGACGCUCUCUGCUCUCGUCUGAGGUAUUCACUAGAGGUGUGGUUGGCACAUCGUUUCAGCUCCGAAGUUUUGCUGCCAAAGCUAAAAAGAAAUCUAAGUCAGAUGGAAGUACAUCAUCUGAGGAAGGUAUGUCGAAAAAGGAGAUUGCUCUUCAGCAAGCACUUGAUCAGAUUACCACUUCUUUUGGCAAAGGUUCUAUCAUGUGGCUCGGUCGUGCUGUUUCUCCUAGAGAUGUUCCCGUUUACUCUACCGGAUCUUUUGCCCUUGAUUUAGCACUAGGAGUUGGUGGCCUUCCCAAGGGACGUGUUGUGGAGAUAUAUGGUCCUGAAGCAUCUGGAAAAACAACACUUGCUCUCCAUGUUAUUGCAGAAGCACAGAAACAAGGAGGUACCUGUGUAUUUGUAGAUGCUGAGCAUGCGCUUGAUUCGUCACUUGCUAAGGCAAUCGGUGUGAAUACAGAAAAUCUGCUUCUAUCACAGCCUGAUUGUGGUGAACAAGCGCUUAGUCUUGUGGAUACUUUAAUCCGAAGUGGUUCAGUUGAUGUUAUUGUUGUUGAUAGUGUGGCUGCUCUUGUACCUAAAGGAGAACUUGAGGGUGAGAUGGGGGAUGCCCAUAUGGCUAUGCAAGCCAGAUUGAUGAGCCAAGCUUUGCGUAAACUAAGCCACUCUUUAUCCUUAUCGCAAACACUUCUCAUUUUUAUAAAUCAGGUGAGAGCAAAACUAUCGACCUUCGGAGGAUUUGGAGGUCCAACAGAAGUAACAUGUGGUGGAAAUGCCUUGAAGUUUUAUGCUUCUAUGCGUCUGAAUAUCAGGCGAGUGGGACUUGUUAAGAAAGGCGAAGAUACAACAGGGAGUCAAGUUGCUGUAAAGAUAGUGAAGAAUAAACUGGCACCGCCUUUUAGAACAGCUCAGUUUGAACUUGAGUUUGGGAAAGGAAUCUGCAAGAUCACGGAGAUAAUCGAACUGAGCAUUAAGCACAAGUUCAUUGCCAAAAACGGGACAUUCUACAAUCUAAACGGGAAGAACUACCAUGGAAAAGAGGCUCUGAAGAAGUUUCUGAGACUGAAUGAAUCGGUUCAAGAAGAGCUCAUGACCAAGCUCAAAGAAAAGCUCAUCGUCGACGAAGCUGCAGAUAAGGAAUCUGAAUCUGAGGAGGAAGAAGAAGAUUCUGGUCGAGUUUUGGUUUCAUCUGAGAACACUGAUGAUGAAGCACCAGCUCUAAUUGUUACUGCUACAGUAGUUGAAUCAUGAUCAGUCACCUCCGGUUAAGAAUAAUAUUAAUCUUUUCGGUUUAAUGUGGAUUGGGUUCGUUUUUCCCUCUCCUCGUGUAAUUUAUGCGCGAGUUAAUCACAUUUACAUGUCCUGGCGAGAGUCUUUUGUAGCUUUUUAUAGGAAAGUUUCAUGUUUAAGGAAAAACUGAACAUUUUCUUACAGAGUUCAUUCUUAUCUAACAAGUUCAUUUUGAAACAUAAAUAAUUC